AUGUGUUCUAGUUUCCUUUGGGGUCACAAAAUCCACUUAGUAUCUUGGAGCUCUGUUUGUCAGGACAUAAAGCAUGGUGGCUUGGGUUUAUUUUCAGCUAAGUUCUGGAAUUAUGCAACAGCAGCUAAGCUUCUUUGGAUGAUACAUCUUAAAAAGGAUAUUCUGUGGAUUAAGUGGGUGCACGGCACAUAUCUGAGACAAACUAGUAUCUGGCAGAUACAGUCUAAAAAUUGUGACUCAUGGAUGUGGAAACAGCUUCUAAAAGCUAGAAACAUGAUAAGGGAUAAGAUGGGAAGUGUUGAUAAUCUCCUGAAUGCAAUUAAUAGCUGCUGUGUUAAUAAUAAUAUCAACAUUUCAUCAAUCUACAGGGUGCUUUUCAGCAGUAGCCUGCUUUGUAUGAAGGAUCAGGGACUGUAUAAUUUCAGCCAUUAUAUGGAAUUGUCCUCUACAGCUUCUAAUCCAUUGAUGAGUUCUCAAAAUCGAGAGUCAGAAUGGCCAAAGAAGAAUAAGAUCAAGUGCACUCUGUGUGGACAUGAAACCACCGGUGGCAUUUCCCGUCAGAAAGAGCACUUAGCUGGUAGCCGAGGGAAUACAAAACCAUGCAAGAAAGUGACACCUGACAUUAUUGCGAGAGUAAAAGCAGCAAUGGCUGAAACUAAGGGUAAGAAGUCAGACAAGAUAAGAUUUGAGAUUGAGCGUAGGCAGGAUGUCGACAUUUCUAAUUCUAGAAUUGAGAAUGCGGAAGAGAUCACUAAGAUUGGAAACAAGAGGCCCCGUGAAUUUGGAGCUAUCCAUCGAUAUGCUACAUUCUUACCAGAGGAGCCUACAUCAUCUUUAACUAUGAAGCAAACAACAGUUGAUGCAGCUGAGCGCAAAAGAAGAAAGGAGUUGGUCCACGAAUGGGUCUCUCUUUGGACCUAUGAAUCAGGAAUUCCAUUUCAUGCAUUGAUGCUUCCUUCUUUCAACAAUAUGUGUGAAGCUAUUGGUCAGUUUGGUCCAGGUUAUGUGGGACCAACGAUGUAUCAGUUGAGGGAGCCUUUGUUGAAGAAGGCAGUAUCACGUACUUCAGUUGGUUUGGAGCCACAUAAGAAGCUUUGGGAGACUACCGGUUGCACAUUGAUGACAGAUUCGUGGACUGAUCGAAAACACAGAUGUGUUAUGAACAUGUGCAUUCAUUCUAGUGCCGGAGUUAUUUUCUACAACUCGAUAGAGAAGUCUGCUGAAUCUCAUACCGGAGAUUUUAUUUAUAAGUGGGUUGAUCAGUGCAUCCAGGAGAUAGGGGCAGACUAUGUUGUACAAGUUGUCACUGAUAAUCACUCGGCGAAUAUGGCUGCAAAGGAGAAGCUAAAAAUUAAGAGACCGAGAAUCUUUUGGACUUCUUGUGCGGCGCACACAACCAAUCUCAUGUUGCAGGAUAUUGGAAAAUUGACAAAUUUUAAGAAUAUAAUUGAGAAGGCUCGGGCUUUGACUGUUUUUAUCUAUGGCCACACCAGGACUUUGGCACUUAUGCGUAAGUGCACGAGGAGGAAGGAUAUUGUCAGGCCGGGCACCACUAGAUUUGCCACCUCAUUCCUCACAUUAGGGAGUCUAUUGGAGAAGAAGGAUGCAUUGAUGGCUAUGUUUAACUCGGAUGAGUUUACGAGUUUGAAAUUUGUUGGGGCUGCAAAGAAGAAAGCUCUUACAGCAAAUGCUACGGUGAUAUCGAGAACCUUCUGGAGAGGUGUGAGGAGUUGCUUGAAGGUCUUCACGCCUCUUUUCAAAUUUCUACGCAUGGUUGAUUCAGAUACUUGUCCCUCAAUGGGAUUUAUUAUUGGAGAGCUUAAUCAAGUGAAGAGGGAAAUCAUGACUGCUUUGAAGACCGAGAAGAGCUAUAUGCCUAUCAUAUCCAUUAUAGAAAGACAUGCUAAGAAUAGGCUUGAUAGUUCUCUUCACCUAGCUGCAUGGUUCCUAAAUCCUCUUUUCUAUUAUGCGGAGGAUGAGAAAUGA
Messenger RNA from Asparagus officinalis (garden asparagus), 1986 nucleotides. RefSeq lists its product as uncharacterized. The coding region runs from base 1 to 1986 and encodes 661 amino acids. The transcript has 4 exons. The record is from RefSeq and is a predicted model, not a curated record. NCBI's taxonomy places the organism in Eukaryota, Viridiplantae, Streptophyta, Magnoliopsida, Asparagales, Asparagaceae.